AGGGAAAUAAUUCAUUCAAAAGCCAGAAGAACAAAAAAAAAAAAAAGAAAGAUCAGAGAUGGCGACGUCAGGAACAUAUGUGACGGAGGUUCCUUUGAAAGGAUCGGCGGAGAAACACUACAAGAGGUGGAAGAAUGAGAACCAUCUCUUCCCCGACGCCAUUGGCCACCUCAUUCAAGGUGUCACCGUCCACGAUGGUGAAUGGGACUCUCAUGGAUCCAUCAAGAUUUGGAACUACACAUGCGAUGGGAAACAAGAGGUGUUCAAGGAGAGGAGAGAGAAUGACGAUGAGAAUAUGGCGGUAACGCUCAGAGGGCUCGAAGGUCACGUAAUGGAGCAGCUUAAAGUUUAUGACGUCAUCUUUCAGUUCAUUCAAAAGUCGCCUAGUGAUAUAGUCUGCAAGGUCACUAUGAUAUGGGAGAAGCGAACCGAUGACUCGCCUGAACCCAUCAACUACAUGAAGUUCGUCAAGAGCCUCGCUGCUGACAUGGAUCACCACGUUAUCAAAUCCUAAGUCCGUUUCAAACCAUCACCACCAGAUCCCCCACCGUUAUAUAUAGCCCUGCCUUUGUGUGUGUGUGUGUGCGCGCGCGCGCCUUCGUAUUAUGUUAUAAUAAAUGGGGCUCUUGUGAGGUUCAUCAAUUUCAAUAUAUUGUUGUUUGUGUAUUUUGAUAUGCUUUGAUGUUGUUAAUUACGUGUGAUAAAUCUCGAGGUUUCAUAUAUUUUCAGUCUAUCAGUUGAAUAUAUGUAUCCUUGUUAAUUAAUGAAUUCAAAAGAGUAAUUCUUACC
Messenger RNA from Raphanus sativus (radish), 789 nucleotides. RefSeq names its product MLP-like protein 328. The record is from RefSeq and is a predicted model, not a curated record. NCBI's taxonomy places the organism in Eukaryota, Viridiplantae, Streptophyta, Magnoliopsida, Brassicales, Brassicaceae. Gene Ontology annotation, biological process: defense response. The transcript is spliced from 2 exons. The coding region runs from base 59 to 514 and encodes 151 amino acids.